AUGGCUGGAACUGAAUCUCGUGGAUCGGCAGUACUUGACAGGAGGUUGUCGGUGCGGUUCUCGACGCAACUUGACCAUGGCAAUAGUGAUCAUGAUCUGGACGUCGAAGCAAUGGGGAUUUCGGACGGCUUUAGGCCAUCGGGUGCUGGAACUGGCCACGACAGAAUAGUGUCACAAGUAUCGGCGAGCAGGAACCCUCCACCACGACCUUCAGGUACGACGAACCCGCCGGCGCCCGACUCCUUUGCCCUACAACAUGACGGUGCGACGGGAACGGAAAUAAGGACGAAUUCCACGAUUUCGUCGUCCACGAAUCCCCCUAUGGCGAGGUCCUCGAGUGGUUCGACCGAUAUACCCUACGUUAGGUCUGAGAGUCCCUAUCAAGGACCGGCACAACCCUCGCAUCCAUACCAAAUGUAUCCGCAGGAGUCACAGGUGACAAGGACUGCGAGUAUGGCAACAACUUCUACGGUUCCAGUAUCGGAAAGAUCGUACACAGGGCCCAGUGGGCCAACCCAUCCAUAUGGAAUGUACGCGCAGAACAUUACUCCUGAACGAGAGGCGGCAGAGAGCUCUCGACCUACUCCGCCCGUUGCUGUUGGGUUUCCCGGUCUAAACAACCAUUAUCAACGCCGGCUUGGCCCUGAUGGCGAGGAGGUUGCCGAUAUAAUCGGACCAGACGGCCACACCGAACAACUGCCACCAUACACGCAGUAUCCCGACGAGGCUCUGGCAAGGAAGACUCGCCCAAAUGUAGCAGUGCCUCCUGCUCCUGUUCCGGGUGCGGGAGGGAUUGGAUUGGCAACGCGGAACCCGGAAUUUGCAUCGCAGGAGGACCUGAGCUCACCUCAAUCCCGGCGCAGCAUCAUGUCGGACAUGAGUAGUCAUCAAGUCAAUACAGCUGCGGCAGUUGUUUCAGAAAAGCCAGCGUUGAAGAACUGGCAAAAGGCCGCGCGGAGGAAAGUUUGCGGCAUUGUUCCUGUCUGGGUGCUCGCCCUCGUGGCCCUCGUUUUCAUCAUGUUUGGGAUCAUUCUGGGGACUGUGCUUGCAAUCCUCAAACCCAAGCGCCCUCCAUCCUCAAAACAUUAUAGUUCUCGUCCGAAUCCAGAAUCUGAAAGCACCAUCUAUACCACAAUGACCACAACAUUUGAUGCCACCCCGCUUACCGCGGUUCCGACGGGGAUGCCACCGCUGCCAACCGGGACCUUCGCUGUGCCUAUAUCAGUCCCCGCCCUCAAUCAAGCCAGCUGCAUCCAAGACACCGCCCAGAGUAACGCUUGGGCUUGUGGGAUCGCUUUUGCACCUGGACCUCUACAGAUAACUGUCGCUGGCUCCACCCGCUCGUCUAAUCCACUAGAAAACAAUGAGGUCAACUUGAGUUACGGAAAUAACUCGUUGAAUUCAUUUACAUACGGUGCCCAAGCUCCGACAUUGAGCGAGUCGCGACCGUUGAAACUUGUAACCGAUGUUACUGAUGCUGCAAGGGGUCCGGCAUGGUGGUUCCAAAUGCCGUACGACAAGUUGGUUGUUCUGCACGAAAACAACCUCGCGCCCCUUAACAAAAGACGAGAGGGAAAGUCCCAUGAACCCUCAGACUGGGUCCGAAAAGGAGUCGCUGUCCCUGGGGACUCACCAUGGUUCUGUUAUUGGAAUGGCACGAUACUGGAAGCGUUCAUCUAUGUCAACCAAACAAGCUCGUGGGGCAGCAAGUCAUCUCCGAUACCUUCCGGCGCUCCAAGCUCAACAACUGGCUCUGAACAAUCAUCCACCUAUAGCACAAGUGUUCCGACUUCAUCAAAUGCCCAAACAGACGGCCCCUCUUCUCGAUAUGGCCCUCCUACCCCCCCAUACCCGAAGGUUGUAAAGAUAGAAGAGCACAGAAUGUCACGAGGGCCCCGAGUUUCGGCUCCCUACUGUGUCCAGCAUAAAAUAAACGCCGACAAUUCCGCGACCCCAGUUCUGAAUAGUACCGGCCAGCCUAUCACAGUAUAUCUGAAUGAGACGGAGUCUACUAACUUUGGAAGACGCUAUGUCGAUCUCAACGAAAAACGUGCUGACCUGAGCGAACGGGAUUUCGCCAACAAGUGUGGUUGUGUCUGGUUAUAUUCAUGA
Messenger RNA from Venustampulla echinocandica, 2112 nucleotides. RefSeq lists its product as uncharacterized. The record is from RefSeq and is a predicted model, not a curated record. The transcript is spliced from 2 exons. NCBI's taxonomy places the organism in Eukaryota, Fungi, Ascomycota, Leotiomycetes, Helotiales, Pleuroascaceae. Bases 1 to 2112 code for a protein of 703 amino acids.